This is a messenger RNA of Pogona vitticeps (central bearded dragon), 2754 nucleotides long. RefSeq names its product NSL1 component of MIS12 kinetochore complex (gene NSL1). Gene Ontology annotation, cellular component: kinetochore; MIS12/MIND type complex. Gene Ontology annotation, biological process: mitotic sister chromatid segregation. The record is from RefSeq and is a predicted model, not a curated record. NCBI's taxonomy places the organism in Eukaryota, Metazoa, Chordata, Lepidosauria, Squamata, Agamidae.
UCUGCUUCCGGGUUGGGGAAGUGGGUGGCUCCUGUUAGCGAACGGUUUCGAGAGAGCGGGAAAUGGCAUCGAAGGCGGAGGCGCCGGCGUCGGCGUCGGCGGCAGCCCCUUCUUCCCCUUCUCCGUCUCUCGACCCGCGGGUGAAGUGCCGUUCGCGGAGCCGGGCGGUUGACUUGCUGGGCUGCUACGAGCCUGUCGUGGGCAAGCUCGGGGCGGGUCAGGCGGUGGAAGCCGAGACCCUCGAACAGGCUCUCGGCGAAGCGCUUUGGAACUUUGAAAGUGCUGUACGAGAAAAUGUCACUAUUAAUGGACAGCCAUGGCAGGAGUCAUCAGAUGCUCUUCAAAAUGAUACAGGCAUCAAACUCCUUGAAGAUCAGCUCGAUGAGUUGAUUGUGGACGUGGCUUCCAAGCGUAAUCAGUAUCCCAGAGAAGUGCAAGUGCAGGUCGUCAGAGCCAUUAAAGCACAGCAGAAACUGUUGGACUGCUGUCAACCUGUUAUGAAUUCUCAAGAGAUAAAAGCAGAAUCUUCCCAAGAUUCUUAUAUGGCAGACUUGAGCCUUUCAACAAAAAUUGCAUCCAGGCACGUUGGAGAUACAUUUAAGACUCUAUCAUCCCUUAUAGAAAGAGCAGAAGGGUUCUCUAAGGCCUUGUCUUUUCAACCAACGUUGGAACUGUGCAAAGUCCGCCAACAGAUUGUUUCUGCCUCAGAAGGGAAAAAGGAGACUAAAACUGAUGUCAAAGACCUCACAUCGCAAGUGGAAGUCAUACCCCCACAAACUGCAGCUAGUAAUUCUGUUCUACUAAAAAUAAAGAGACGGUCAUGUUCCCCACAGAAACGCUAUCCAAUUCAACAAAGAAAAAUUCGUCUUGAUACAUGAAAGGCUUUUCUUGUGGAGGACUGUCACGUGGCUUUCUCUUUUUCUAUUUGAAGUUGUCUACAGCGUGUAAGGAUAGACUAGUUACAAACGCACACUCUGAGAUUUGGAUAACUAAACAGAUCUCAUGUGGUAGCAGUCAAGGUUGUUGCUGCAUCUUCAUGUGUUUAUGCACAUAUUAAAUUUGAGCUUUGACAUUGAAACCUGAGGAGGCUGUAGUUUCACAAUGAUACAUCAAGUUCUUCGACAAUGGAAGCUUGAGUUGCUUCUGAAGAGAAGGAUUUCUAAGUCAUCCAUUCUUCAGAGAAUAGAUGCCCAAUGCUGAGAGCUGUGGAGCAGCAUAACCAAGGUUCUUGCUUAGCUGCCACCAUACCCUGAGGAGCUUCAGAAGAUGUGUAGCAGAUAGCAUCUACAGCUUGAAGGAAGAAAACAAGAAGUCCUGCUACCAACAUUCAACCCUUUGGGUGCAUGUAAAAGAGUUGUCUGGAUUAUGAGAAGAAUUUGCAUGUACGGUGUCCAUAGAAAUGAAAUAUCUGAGGAUGGAGUCUUCCCUAAGCAUUUAGAAACAGACUUGGGAGGGAGGCUGCAGCAUGGAGGGUGGCAGGUGUGCUUGCCUCCUCCAACGCCAUCUGAUUCAUUCUAUAAUUUUUUUUCUCCCAUACUUGAUGUACAAACAUUCAGGAUCCCUAAUGGGAAAAGACUUGGACAGCAGUAAGUGCAAUUUUAGGUAAUUAAGAAUUCUUCUCCUGCCCUCAACAUCUUCAUUCCAAAUCAUUUUUUAGAUGUUUCAAGUAUCAAUGAAUCUAGCAUUGUCCUGACAAGCAGCUGGAAUUAUAUGUAGCUACAUUUGAAAUAGUUAUGGAUAUCUUUGCUGGCAUAGUAUGUCAUUUUAAAAUUAAAACUGGGCUCACAGUGCCUGUCUCGGUCUACUAUUUACCAUGGCUAUCAUCUUUUAAAUACUGUGCUCUUUAAUGACAUUGAUACUUCUGUGUAUCUUAUAAUGUCACCAGUUCCAGAUUAUUAGCCUUGGUACUAGAUUGAAAAUAUUUAUUAGAUUGGUCUAACUCUAGCACACUUGUCACUGAAUUCCGAACUCUGCUGCUUUUCAGUUGAAGUUGCCUUAAAAAAAAUCAUCUUUGUUCUUAUAAAAAAGUGAAGAGAUAGUGACUUCUAGGCUUCCUUUUAGAAUACAUUCAGGUAAUUGUUGGUCCUUUCUUUAGAAACAGUUCAAUGUUUUUUUAAAGCCACUUUCAAACAUACUUAAGUUGUAAGCACCUGCAAAGUGGACGGGUGGGCAAGAGAUGGACUUGCCCAAAAAGCAUAUAUGUAAGAAGAGUUAUAAAAAGGCAGUUCUGUUAUGGGAUUACUGGACUUGCAUUGCUUUGAGACUGGUACUUCCUACUUCUGUGCUUGCUUGCCACAUAAUGCUUGCUGAACUUGUAAAUAUGAAAAUUGCAACAGAUGCACUCUUAAAUCUCCUGUGCUUUCCACUUAAACAACAACAAUAACCCAGCACACACCCUGUAAAGACUGUUUUGAAAUUCUCACAAUUUGGGAACAGCAUUUAUGUUUCGUGACUGUAUGAGUAAAACCUAUUUAUAUCUUUCCAAGCUCAAUGCAUUGUUUUCCUUUUAUAUUAAUUGGAUUUUUAUUGAAAAAAACAUUGUUUUUGAAAAUGAGAAAAGGAUGCUGAGAAAUGAGUUAAUUAUUUUGUGUUUAGUUUUGCUUGGGUAGCCAAUGGCCAUUUUCCCCAUUCUGCUUUUAAAGCAAUAUUUUAAAUAUCCAUCAGUGCAUAAGAUUUGUAUACAAUAUGUACAUUUAUUUUUACUCCUUUGUAAAAUGGAUAUUUCUGUAUAAAAUACAUUUUUCUACAUCAAAA